AUGAACGGACUCAAUGCACCUCUAUCUCCAGUCUCAAUAGGAAGUAACGAGUGGUCAGCGUACACGCCUAGGGACACCGACGGGCCAUAUCCCGCUUCCCGCUCCCAGAUAAUCUCGCCUCCAAACUCGGGAAGCUCGAUGGGAACCAUGAAUGGCGCCGCUUUCCCCCCAGGGCCGCGCAGCGCUGGCGGCCCUUCACCACCGCCGUCGAUCGGCAGGUCGAGUACGGCAACGAAUCUGUAUGCACGAAGCGAGAGCGGGAGGAGCACGCGAGGAGAGGAUACCGAGGGCAUACUGGGGGAACACUACGUCGCGCUCAAGCGCUUCCUGUCCUCGACUUCUCGCGAUGGAAAGCCCAACUCCCAACCCAACAAGGCCCGCGACAAGCUGCAGCGCCUGACCUCUGUCCAGUUCCUCGAGCUCAGUACGGAUGUGUUUGACGAACUUAUGCGAAGACAGGCCUUCGCCAGAAGGCCCCCCAACGCUCCUCCCAACGCAGGGCCGCCGCCCUACCUCAUGCCGGAGGAGAGUUUCCAUCCGAAACGAAACCAGGCGAGACAGAAGCUGUCAUCAUUAGGGCCUCCGCGCUUUCGAGAUCUUGCGACGGAUGUCUUUGUCGAGUUGGAGAGGAGGUUUCCUCGAUUUUCUGCAGGCGACAUUCCGCGGAUGGGCAGCCCAGCCUCGUCGGUUCGUGCUCCCAGUAGAACUGGUACACCCGUCAAUGGUAUGGGUGGCUUCCCGCCCCGAGGUCCCAACCGCAUCAGGCGGCCUUCCGAGUCCGGUUCGAUCAGGUCCAUGCGAAGCGGUAUGGGCCCGCCCAUGGGGAAUGGCUACAGUGUCCCUCCCUCGCCCGGAUUGCCGCCAAACAACUAUGAUCGGCCCCAGCCAAAGCAGUUCCAGAGCAAUACUAUAGUUCCUAACAAGAGUACGAUGGUGGAGGAAGAUGACGAGCCUGCGUCGCCUGUCAGUAACAAAAACGCAGAUCCCUAUGGUCUGGAUGGCUCUCCCGGGAGGCGGAGACAGAGCAAGCGAGACGACCCGCCCUUCCCCCCUGCUCGCUCUGAGGACGACAAACGCAUGAUCGAGGACUAUGAGAACCAAGUGCGAGAAAUGCGCGCAAGGCUGGAUGACAUGGAGACUGCGAUGAAGAAAAAGGACGAUGAGCUGAGCUCACUAAUGGAUGGAGAGCGUUCUCGAGCCACGGCGGCGAACGUGGAGAAGCAAGAGCUUGCUGAUCUCCGCCGAGACCUCGAAUCGCAACUGGCCGAUGCCCAGAACCUUAACGACUCGCUUCAGCAAGAACUGGGCAGGAUGAGGGACGACCAUGCAGCGGAAACUCGCGACUUACGAGAGCAGGUAGAAUCCCUCCGCCUUUCUGCGAACUCGAAUCUUAGCAAAGGGGCUGGCAACGGCAACGCUGAGCUCGAGAAAGAGAACCAGGAACUGAGGAUGACGUUGAGGGAACAACAAGCCGUCACCGAGGAGGUUCGCCGGGAGGCCCAGGGUUUCCUCAAGGAGAUGAGGCUGCUCUCUGAGCAGAGUGGUUCCGCGUGGGAGAAGCAGUCAGAGCUGGAGAGGACCAUCGAAUCCCUGGAACAAGAGGUGCGCGACUGGCGCAAUCGUUAUGCCCGCACCAAGACACAGCUCCGAAACAUGCGGGCUUCGUCUAUGGGCUUGACUAUCGAUCAAGAUGCGGGCAAGUAUGUGCGGGAGAAGGGCUUUACUAUGGACAACGGCAUGGUUAAGGACGUUCACGUUACCAAGUUCCAGAUUGCCAUCGACGAGCUGCUCAGACGGGCGAGGACAGAGGAGUCAGAGAAGGCCAUUGACUCGAUGAAGGCUGUUGUUGUCAGCGUGCGCAGGAUUACCAAGGACAUUGAUGAGUCGCCCGCCAGCAGUGGUGAGGUCGCGCAGCUCCAAGGCAAACUCAAGGCGCGCGUGUCAUCUACUGCCAACAAUCUCAUCACGGCCGCCAAGAACUUUGCGAUGUCUGCUGGAAUCUCGCCCGUCUCGCUACUGGAUGCUGCCGCGUCCCAUCUCGUCGCCGCCGUUGUCGAACUACUGCGAACCGUCAAGAUCCGAUCAACCCCGGCUGGGGAGCUCGAGGACGAUGAUGACGGCACCAUCACCCCGGUAGACUCGACCGGUUUCUUCUCGCCGCGGAGCAAUGGACAGACAACGUCGACUACCCUGUCGACUGAAGAGUCACUGCCUCCGCCACCUCCUUUCCAGGGACUCGGUCCCCGUGCUAGUGUCGGUUCUUCUGCUUAUAGUCCCAUCAGCUCUCCGCGAGAGUCGGUGGAUAGGUAUUCAGCCAAGCGUCCUAUGUCGCGCGGUAACGGUCUUCCUAAUGGUAAUGGCGCGGGCUUCAUGGGUGUCUCCAAGGCACUGCCGCCGGCGCCCAAUGGCUAUGGCAUGCGGAAUCGAGAUGAGGACCUCAAGAUCUACUUGGAUGACCAGACAGCUAUCCUGGUCCAAACCAUUCAGAAUCUUGUAGGCUCCAUCCGAAGUGACGCUGCCAUCGACGAGAUCACGGGCCAGAUCAACGACAUCGCCGACAUUGUGGGCAAGGUUGUCUCCGAGACCGAAUCGAGUGGCAACGGCGGUCAGAUGCUCGACCGCCUCGAGACCUGCCGCCAGCGGCUGUUGGAAGCUGGCGACCGCGGCGAGGAUCUCGCUGCCGAUGGCAAGGGCCCCAACGACCGCGAGUGGCGCAUGUGGACGCAGACCCUGCCCCCGAUCGCCUUUGAGAUCGCCCGCGAGACCAAGGAGCUCGUCCAGCGGAUCGACCGGCUCGUCAUGGCCAACGGCGACGAUGACUUUUCAUGA
Messenger RNA from Thyridium curvatum, 2829 nucleotides. RefSeq lists its product as uncharacterized. Lineage: Eukaryota; Fungi; Ascomycota; Sordariomycetes; Thyridiales; Thyridiaceae. Gene Ontology annotation, cellular component: cell cortex of growing cell tip; actomyosin contractile ring. Gene Ontology annotation, molecular function: MAP kinase scaffold activity. The record is from RefSeq and is a predicted model, not a curated record. The coding region runs from base 1 to 2829 and encodes 942 amino acids. The transcript has 3 exons.